This is a messenger RNA of Colletotrichum paranaense, 1500 nucleotides long. RefSeq lists its product as uncharacterized. The transcript is spliced from 6 exons. The coding region runs from base 1 to 1500 and encodes 499 amino acids. Gene Ontology annotation, molecular function: carbohydrate:proton symporter activity. NCBI's taxonomy places the organism in Eukaryota, Fungi, Ascomycota, Sordariomycetes, Glomerellales, Glomerellaceae. The record is from RefSeq and is a predicted model, not a curated record. Gene Ontology annotation, cellular component: membrane. Gene Ontology annotation, biological process: carbohydrate transport; transmembrane transport.
AUGGGUUUCCUCAUCGUCGCUGUGGCGCUUGUCGCCGCUCAGGGUGGUUUCAUAUAUGGGUUUGACUCUGGAAUUAUCGCCACAACCUUUGGCCAUGACAGUUUCAAGCUCAAGAUGUAUGGACCGUCUAUGGUCAACACUAGCUAUCAAGGCGCCAUCGUAUCGGUCUAUAAUGCUGGUCAAGCUAUCGGAGGAAUGACAGUAGGCUACCUUGCCGACAAGCUUAGUCGAAAGUACACGAUUCUUCUUGCUUCGAUCUUGACGAUCAUUGGCUCUAUACUCCAAUGUGCCGCCGUCCAAGUUGGCAUGAUGAUAGCAGGCCGUCUUGUGGCUGGCAUCGGCUGUGGUCAACUACUCUCGGUUGUUCCCAUCUACCUUGCCGAGGUUGCGCCUCCAGCGCGUCGUGGCUUCCUUGUCGGACUUCAGGGAAUGAUGAUAGCCAUAGGCUUUGGCGUUGCUAAUUGGGUUGGCUACGCAGGUGCAUUUGCCAUGGGAGACGGCCAAUGGCGGAUUCCACUGGCAAUGCAGCUUCCCAUUCCUGUUCUUCUCUCUGUAAUGGUCUUCCACGUACCGUUCUCGCCCCGUUGGCUUAUACUGCGCGAUCGAUACGAAGAAGCGAGAACCGUCCUGGCGAACCUACAUGGGGCUGCGGACAACGAUGAUCUGGUUGGACGCGAACUCAUACAAAUCCGUGAGCAAAUUCUCCUGGAGAGGUCUCAGGGCAACAUGGACUGGAUGACGGCCUUGCGCGCACUGUUUUCCAGAAAGUACGUCCGCCGUACACUCACUGCCGCAUUCAUCGUCACCAUGGGACAGCUCAGCGGCUCCUCGGUCAUACAGAACUUUCAGAACAUCUUCUACGCCACUGUCGGGUUCACUGGUAGAACGGCGCUACUCAUCAGUGGUGCUUACGGCAUGAUGGGAAUUCUGGGCCAGGUCAUCUACCUCUUCGUCGUCGCAGACCGCUGGCCACGAACACGUACUCUAUGGAGCGGUUCUCUGGUGUUGAGUGCCAUGAUUGCAUUAUGCAUGGCUCUCAGCGCAGUCUAUGGUAACAAGAAUAACGACAGUGCGGCAGGAGCAAGGGCGGCCAUCAGCGCCAUCUUCAUCUACUCCAUGUGUUACGCCAUUUUUUUCAAUGCCAUGAUCUGGGUUGUUCCAUCGGAGCUGUUCCCUUUCUUCCUAAGAACGAAGGGUCUGGCAUUUGCCGUUGCUGCCAAGUCUGUUACAGCAAUCGUACUCUCGCAAGUCACCCCGCUGGCUAUCGCCUCCGUUAGCUGGAGAUACUACUCACUUUUCAUCGCAACAAACCUAGCGGCCGCUGUCUUCUACUUCUUCUUUCUGCCAGAGACUUCCGGGAAAUCCUUAGAGGAAAUUGCGGAGCUAUUCGGAGAUGACCUAGCAACAAACCGCCUGGGCGAGCUGGACGUGGACGCGAAGAAUGGAAUCGGACCAGAGGCGGAGCUUCAUGAAUUCGCCGAGAGGCGAUCUCGGGUUUGA